This is a messenger RNA of Quercus robur (English oak), 1695 nucleotides long. RefSeq lists its product as uncharacterized. Lineage: Eukaryota; Viridiplantae; Streptophyta; Magnoliopsida; Fagales; Fagaceae. The transcript has 5 exons. The record is from RefSeq and is a predicted model, not a curated record. Bases 193 to 1461 code for a protein of 422 amino acids.
UCAGAAAAAUCCAAACUUUUACAUUUUUUAAUUAUUAUUUGUUUUAUAAUUUUGAUUGCCACCCAAAAGACCAAGUUGUGAUUUGUCAUAUUGAGGCGUAGGGGAUGGAUAAGUUUAUGGACGUGUGAGAAAGGCACAAAGGGGAUAGAUUUGUUUCAGGAACUUGUUUUCUGAACUGGGUUUCUCUUAGGUAUGGUUGUUGAGCUUUGUCUUAUGGCUUCUCAUGGGUACCCUUCUGGGCUUGUUUUGCACCAAGAACAAAGCAGAGUCUUUAAGCAGGAUUCUCAACCUCUUUUGCCAAGUUGUGGAGUUAGACAUGAGUUAAUUAGAUCAAGAUCACUUACUUUGAGGCCACAUCAGUGUGAGGAUCCAUGGAAAUCCAUAAGUGGGUCAUCCGAGUCUAAUCAGUUUGUCCAUAUUGACUCGACAUUUAAAAGGCCUGUGCUCAUUGACGUGCAAGAUGACCAGCCAGACUCAAUACUAUUUAGCUUUGGAAUUGCUGAGCAAUGCACAAAACAUGACAAAAUCUUGAAGUUCCUUAUGUCCAGACCAAGUGAAGUAGAGAGAAGUGGACUAGAUGUGUCUUUACUAUCUGACCUGAUGGGGUUACAAGCAUUGAAAACUGAUGCAUAUCAACAGCCAUUUGGUCCUUCUCUUAUCUACCCAAGUGGCCAACUCCAUGCCCCGAAGCCUAUACUGGACUUUGUGAGAGAUUUGGCCAGUAGUUCAAAAAUCGUAGUUCAGCCAGAUGGACGAGUCAUAUGCACAGAUACAGGGAAGGAGGUCAAUGAUCUACUUUCAGUUGUUGCUGAGUUCUAUGUAUCAAGAAACUCAUCCAAGUGUGGACAGCUGUCUAUGCUGGUUCCACGCUAUAGUAGAUUGGACAGCUAUGAAGCAGUGGCCAAUGUUCAUGGAUCUUCUAUGAAGCCUCAAGCUAUAACUGUAGCCCCUUUGAAGAGUCCCGAGAAAUUAAAGGUCAAGCCAUCACAAAAGAAGAAGAAUAGUAGGAAAGUAGGCAGAGAGAGGGACCUCUACAAGAAGAACUACUUCCAUGCAUGUGAGUGCCUUCUAUCGUUAAUGGCUCACAAGAGGUACCAUGGGAAAACGGCAAUCCUUUCCCUGAAGAAGUCUGGCCCUGAGCUUCCUGAGCUGCUGUCUCAAUUUUCUGUUGGAAUUGCUGGGACCGGCCUUGCUGUACUUUUCAAUGUCAUCUGUAAAGUAGCUUGUGGGAGGGUACCGUUCUGUGCAUCUAAGCUCUUUAGCACUGGUGUUGGUUUUGGGCUGGUUUGGCUAUCAUGGGCGGUGAAUAAACUGAGAGUCACAAUUGUCUAUAUUAGUAAGAAUGCAAGCAAGAUGGGUUUGAAGGAAGAGGAAAUGGUGAGGCAAGUGGACAAAAGUAUGCAGGAGAUUUACUUCAGAGCAGCGGCUUUGAUGGCUGUGGCAGUACUUAAGUUAGUAUGAUGGUUUGGAGAACACUUCAAUAAGGGGAUACCUAUAAUUGUAAAUGCCAUUGUGAAGUUGGGUGAUGAUCAGGUUGGCUUAAUCUUAUCUUAUUGUGCUUGACUGACUUUAGUUUUCAUUAGCAUUAAGUCACUCCAAUCACCAGUCAGCUAGUUCUUGCAGAAGUAAUAUAAUGUUAGAAUUAGGAGGGUUACAUUGAUAAAUCCUGUAGCAUAAGUAGUGUACAUCUUGAUA